AUGGGGGGAGAUGGGAAAGCCAAUUGGAUAAAGGGUAUUAAGAAUAAUGAAAAGGUUAAUUUCUUGGCGUUUCAAGAAACUCAAUGCUAUGGUAUCUCAGAAGUGAUAAUUAGAAAAUAUUGGGAUUUCUCGGAUAUGGGUUGGGAUAUAGUGGAACCGUUGGGGCGGUCUGGGGGCCUUGUAAGUGUUUGGGAUUCUGAUGUUUUCAAGAAAACGAGUUGUGUAAAGGAAAGGAAUUUUUUGCUAACAAUUGGAAAGGUCAAAGGCUUAAGAGAGACGGUUAACAUUAUGAAUGUGUAUGCGCCUCAAAGGGUGGACGAUAAAAUGAGGUUAUGGGAUCGAAUUUUGGAUCUAAAGAAUAAUUAUUCUGGUUUGUGGUUUAUAAUUGGUGACUUUAAUGCUGUGAGGGUGCCGGAAGAUAGAAAAGGAUCAAGUUACAACCAUAGGUGUUCGCGUCUGUUUAACAAUUUUAUUUUUGAAGCUGAUUUGGAAGAGUAUAGUAUGAAAGGGAACAGAUUUACCUUUCUGGUAGAGGACGGGGAACGGAAAAAGUUCAGUAAAAUUGACAGGUUUCUGGUGGGUAGUGAGGUGAUUGCUAAAUGGCCCGAAGCAUGUCUUAGAGUCUUGCCAAGAUACCUGUCUGAUCACAGCCCAUUGUUGUGGACGGUGAGGGACACGAAUUAUGGCCCGAAACCAUUCCGGUUUCUAAGUUCUUGGCUGGACAGAGAGGAAUUCAAGGAGAUUGUCCAUAAGGUCGUGGAUUCUUUGAGUUAUUUCGGUUAUGCUGAUGUCAAGCUAAUGAUGUUGUUCAAACAUCUUCGCUUGGAAAUUGUUAAAUGGAGGAAUGAUAUGAACGAUAAGGAAGGGGAAGAGAAAAAGAGGUGUCGUCUUGAACUAGAAGAAUUAGACGCCUUGAUGGAAGAAAGAAACCUGGAGGAAGAGGAGGAAUGGAUUAGGACGGAAUGCAAGAGGAAGCUCAUUGAAUUCGACUUGUAUAAGGCAAAGGAUUUAAAGCAAAGAUCUCGUAUUGUGAAGAUGAAAAAGCGCCUGGACCUGAUGGCUUCAAUUUCAAGUACUAUACAUAUGGGGUGCAGUUCGUCUUUUAUAGCUUUGAUCCCCAAGAAGAAGGACCCGAUUUCCUUGGAUGAUUAUCGCCCGAUUGCUCUGGUCGGCAUUAUUAACAAGGUGAUAUCAAAGGUUUUGGCGUGUCGGUUGAAAAAAGUCCUUGGAACGGUGAUCUCUCUCAAUCAGACUGCCUUCCUUGGUGGCAGGUGCAUCAUGGACGGGCCUCUUAUUCUCAAUGAACUAAUCGCCACGGUUAAGAAGAGAAAAGACAAAGCCUUCCUCUUCAAGAUUGAUUUUGCAAAAGCUUAUGACAACGUUAAUUGGGGUUUUCUUAUGUCUAUUCUUGAAAAGAUGGGGUUCCCGAGCCUAUGGUGUAAGUGGAUUUUUGGCAUAUUAUCAUCUGCUCGGUCGUCAGUCUUAGUGAAUGGGUCUCCCACGUACGAGUUUCAAUGUUACAAAGGGAUGAGACAGGGAGACCCUAUCUCGCCAUUCUUAUUUCUGGUGGUCAUGGAAGCCUUAACUGUCCUAAUUAAUCGGGCUACCAAGAGAGGCAUGUUCCAUGGAAUUUGGUUGGCCAAUGGUUUGUCUAUCUCACACCUGUUAUAUGCAGAUGACUGUGUGAUUCUUGGAGAUUGGGACAUCACAAAUUUGAAGAAUAUCAUCAGAAUCCUGAGAAUUUUCCAUUUGUGUUCCGGAUUACAUAUUCAUAUGGGCAAAUCUAGUUUGUUUGGAAUUGGUACUACAGGGGAUGAGCUCAAUGAGAUGGCUGCUGUUGCUAGAUGUGAUACUGGUACUUUCCCGGUUAAGCACUUAGGCAUCUGGAUAGGUACUAAUAUGAAUAAAGCAUCCAGUUGGUCUUUUUUAUUUGAUAUAUUCGAGCAACGGCUGUCCAAAUGGAGAGCCAAUAGUUUGUCAAUUGGCGGAAGGGUUACUCUUAUUAAAUCUGUGCUAGAAAGCCUCCCCACAUAUUAUUUGUCACUGUACCGCGCACCUAAGAAGGUUUUGGAUGGCUUGGAAAAGAUUAUGAGGCGGUUUCUAUGGGGUGGAUCGGAAGCUAGAUUCAAAAACGAGAAGGACAGCUUGUGGAAGGAAGUAAUUACGGUGAUUCAUGAAAACAAGAACAACUGGAGUGCUCUCCCGGUUAACAAAUACUUGUCGAGCAACUGGAAAAUAAUUGUCAAAGCAAUUGAGUCUAUUAAGGUAGCGGAUACGAGCCUGAACAAAAUAUUCAGAGGCAUAUGUGGUAAUGGAAAAGAGAUCAAAUUCUGGCUGGAUCUUUGGACCGGGGAUGAGGUGUUCAGAGACAGAUUCCCUGUACUUUUUCGGCUUGAGAAAUACAAGAAUUGCAGGGUGUCUGAUCGAUAUGAUGAAAACUCUAAGGAGUUCUCGUCUCUUUGGAGAUGGAAAAAACUUCUUCAAUCAACCGAGGAGAUGACGGAAUGGCAGGAACUAGGCACUCUUUUGAAUGGUCUGAAGCUUACAGAAUCCAUCGACAGAUGGAUAUGGCAAGGAAAGAAUGAUUCCCAGUUCACUGUCAAAGCUGUGAAAGAUUUUAUCCUUAGCUCUCGUGAUUAUAGCAACAGGUAUGUCCUUCGUUGGUCCAAAUGGAUCCCUUUAAAAGUUAACAUCUUCAUGUGGAGAGUUGGUAUGAAUCGUAUUCCAACCUUAGAGGCUCUUAAAGACAGGAAUUGUGUUUUUGGAGAUGGACUGUGUGUUUUAUGUGGGGAAUAUGAGGAAUCGGUGGAUCACCUCUUUUGUGGGUGCGAGUUGGCUAACUUGAUAUGGACUUUCAUAAGCUCCUGGUGCAAGGCUUCUCCAUUCUUUGUUUUCUCGAUAAAAGAUCUUAUUGAGAUUCAUGAAAAUGUGGGACUUGGAAAGAAAGAACAAAAAGUGGUUAAAGGCAUCGUCAUGGUAGCGUGUUGGUGUAUUUGGAAAGCAAGAAACGAAAGAAGGUUCUCAAAUGCCCAAAUCAAGGUCGAGAAGGUUAUUCAAGGUUGGUUUGAACUGUAUGUAUAG
Messenger RNA from Erigeron canadensis, 3081 nucleotides. RefSeq lists its product as uncharacterized. Bases 1 to 3081 code for a protein of 1026 amino acids. The record is from RefSeq and is a predicted model, not a curated record. Lineage: Eukaryota; Viridiplantae; Streptophyta; Magnoliopsida; Asterales; Asteraceae. The transcript has 4 exons.